Molecule: messenger RNA, 1782 nt
Organism: Umbelopsis ramanniana AG
Lineage: Eukaryota; Fungi; Mucoromycota; Umbelopsidomycetes; Umbelopsidales; Umbelopsidaceae
Exons: 10
Coding region: 28-1566 (512 amino acids)
Molecular function (GO): iron ion binding; monooxygenase activity; heme binding
Source: RefSeq, a predicted model, not a curated record
ACUGUCCCUACUCACACUUUAUUCUCAAUGGAAAACUACAUAAACAGAGAGAAGGUGAACGAAACCAUCCAAAUUCUAUUACACACCAUAUCGCAUCUCAGUACAGCCGAAAUUGUAGGCUACACGGCGGGCGCUUUGGCAGCUCGCUACAUUAUUGCAACGUUUGUGUUGGAUAAACUCUCAGAUAUACCAGGACCAUUUGCCGCAAAGCUUACACGGUUUUACGAUGUCAAAAUGAAGGCUUCUGGCAAGAGAUAUGUGUUGAUCGACGAACUUCAUAAGAAGUACGGCAAAAUAGUCCGCACGGGGUAUGACACUGUGUCCAUUCACGACGCAGAAGCCGUCAAGCAAAUCUAUGGAGGCGAGAAGUUUCGAAAGGCUCCUUACUAUAGAGUCUUUCUUUUCAACAAUACUUCCAAUUUGAUCGAGACCAGCGAUCCCGUCCAACAUGCCAGAUACCGACGCAUUUUUUCACCUGGAUUCAGCCAGGCAACUCUAGACAGCCUUGAAGUCUUAAUAAUGGAAUCAGGAAUAAUUGCUCUGAUGAAUAAGCUCAAUGAAAAAUACGCCGACAAACCUGUUAUCUGCAAUAUCUUUAACGAGUUCCAUUUGAUGGCGUUCGACAUUCUGGGUGAACUAGCAUAUGGCAAAAGUUUCAAUAUGAUUCAGAGAGAAUCGCACCCUUUUCCAACAUGGAUAAAGACUAGAUCAACGAUGAUGCCGCUUUGUACUACCUUUCCCGAGAUCAACCACUAUCCAAAGCUUUUAAGCAUUUUCUUCCCGAAAUCAAACGGAGCCACCAUGGAUAUCAUCAAGUUUUCUGAGAAAUCAUUAGGUGCUCGAUUAGCGGACAAGGCAAAUAAUAGAAGAGAUUUUACGCAAUUGAUGGUUGAAGCCAUGAAGGCAGACAAAGAAGGCAAUUAUUUGACCGCUUCCGAAAGUCAGGUUGCAUCUGUUGUUCUGCUCGUAGCUGGAACCGACACAACAAGCAACACCAUGACGUUUGUUGCAUUUUUGCUGAGCAAGCAUCCUCACGUCCAAGAGCGUUUGUUUCAGGAGCUGGAGGAGGCCAUGCCAGACAGAAACGCAACGAUCAAUUACAAGGAUGCUAAAAAAGAAAAGAUACCAUACCUAUGGGCUGUCCUUAUGGAGGUGACUCGUAUAUACCCUGCUGUACCAGGAGGUUUGCCUAGAGUUACACCGAAAGGAGGUGCAGUCAUUGCUGGACAAUUCAUUCCCGAGGGGACUGUCGUUGAGGUACCAACGUGGUCUCUCCACCAUGAUCCAGCUCUAUUCGCCGAUCCUUUCGAGUUCAGGCCCGAGAGAUGGUUAGGAGACGAUGCCGAAGAGCUGUCGAAGAAUCACCUUGUCUUUUCAGUUGGUCCACGAAUGUGCGCCGGCAAAAACCUGGCUAUGAUGGAAAUGACCUUGGCCAUGGCUCACUUUUAUCGACGCUUUGCUGUAACACUUGCUGAUCCUAACGAAACCAUGCCUUUAAUGCAACAAUUCAUUAUGAAGCCAAAAUCUCUGCAGUUGAACGUCUAUUUGCGAAGCAGGGAUCAUUAAGCGCAGUGUGAAAAGAGUUCAUUUCGACUGGUGUGAAACCAAUUGAUACUGAACGGCAGCUCAUAGUUUAACCAUCUGUUAGAAUCUUCUUACCAUUUUCUGAUUGCCAAAAUUACAUUCCAUCCCAUUAUCCAUUUCCAUUCAUUAUACAUAUGGCUACUGUCUAAUACAUUAUUAUUCUGGGUGUUACAUUAAAAGCUAUCUUUACUUGGCCAU